CCCAGGAGAAGCGCCCUCGGGCCCUCCCAGCGGAAGCUGCCGUCGGCGGUGCGGAGGAACGGGCUGCGCCGGGACGGGGCGCGGCUCUGCCGGCUCUUGGUUUCUGCCUCCGCAGUGAUCGUGUGGGGGCACCCAUGUGGCUGCUGAUUUGGCUCCUGUGCCUUUCGCCCCUCCUGGCACAUGAGGACAAUAAGGAAGUAGUUGGCAUCAUGGGAGAAAAUUUUACUUUUCCAGUACAAAUAGACCAAAAAAUAGUGGAAAUUGUCUGGAAGAAAAACAAGGAUAAAGUGGCUGAAUGGGAAGAGCAAAACAAACCGACAUAUUUUGGUCAUCUCCGUGACAGGAGUGUACUUAUGGAGAAUGGAUCCUUGACUAUAGUUAACUUGAAGAAGGAUGAUGCUGGCACAUAUGAGUUAGUGUACCGGGAUUAUGUGGAAGAUCACCAGUUAAACUUCAUACUUGAUGUGUUAGAUUCCCUUCCAGAACCUAAAAUAAGUUGCAACACCAGUGAUAGUGAACUUGUAUUAAACUGUACAGCAAAUUUCCAGUGGCCUCUGAAUUACACUUGGAAGCUCAGUAACGGUCCACACAGUUAUCUGAACCAGGAGCUUUCCAUCCCUUUGAAGAAUGUUGAUAUUACCACCAAUGCUACAUGUAUCAUUAAAUAUUCACAAACGGAAAGGAGCUCUGAAAUCUCUUUGAUGCAAUGCCUUUCAGAAGAAAAAGGAGACAGUUCUCACAAACGACAUAGAAAUAUUCUUAUUUCCCUCCUUACUGCAUUUGUUAUCCUAGUGGUAAUCCUAGAAUUCCUGCGCAGGAAAGGUAUAAUUAAAUGUGGACUAGAAAGAAGGACUGCUCAGAAUAACAGUCCAGCAAAUGGCUCAGGAGAACAUGAGCAACUUUUCCCUGGGAACAGCCAACAACAAUCUAAUUCAGAGGGAGCUGCAUUUUCACACGCUGUUCAUUGUGAGAAUGAAGAACCUGAAGCAGACAGAGCAUUGAAUGAGAAUGACAGGGCCCUGAAAGACAAGCAGAUAUCUAAGAAUGGUGUAAAUCAGGAAGAAGUGACCCAGGAUACAGAAGUUGAAAAUGGGGGGCACCCGAACAACUCUUCCAGCUGCACUGAAGAAGAUCUUAAAGCAUAAGCAAAUAAUUGCUUUGUUGCCCAAACAAAUAUGGAAGAGAAGCAGUAGAAUUCAAUGAUGAAGGAGGUGCUACCUUUACACUUGAAGGGCUUCCACAAGGAAUGGAGUUGUCAGAACUUCAUCAAUAAGCCCCUUGAAGACAGGCUGAACUGUUUCCAGUGCCUCUUUUUCUUCCUCAGGAAAGACAGCCUCCUUUUCUAGUUUUACUAUGUGAAGACAAAUAGCACAAAUCAUGGACAAAAUCUUUUGAAUUGUUUUAUGUACAGUUUUAACAAGCCAUAUGUUUUGUUAUAUAGUGUGUUUUAUGGAUUUUUUUUUUACUAACACACUAAAGCCUCUUUGUAGUUAAUAUUUAGAGAUUUACAAAGUUUUAUAUAUUUGCAUGAAUGUUUCCAAAUGAAAAACUGAUUGGUUUUCACUUUUUUUGUCAGUGUCUUUUUACAGUCAGAAAAAAAACUUUAUCCUUCAGCAGGCCCAGAUGGGUGGAAGUUUGCAUUUUCUAGUCUUGGUUCUAGACAAAGCUAUGUACUAGAUUUGCCAGGUGCCUGGCAAAUGGAUCAUCUCCUGACAGUGGUUCAUUCUGUGAUAAAACUACAUUUCAGCUUGGUGCACUGGAACAAAGAUGUUAUUAACAACAUGUUUGGGAUUUUCCUAAAGCUUUUUAUAUUUUUUGAACUUUUAGGACUUUUUAAGCCUUUGCUCUUCAUAUUUUUCUGAGAAUGUCAUCUCACUUCUACUCACUCCUAGGAAAUAAUAGUAUGUUUUUAAGUUGCUUUAGACUAGAACAAAAACUUGAAAACUGAGGUCGUGUAUAUAAUGAAGUUUAGAAAGUAUCAAAAAGAAAAACACCAUGCAUUAAUAUUUUCAGAACAUCAAGCUAUGGAGGGUUUUUCAUUAUGUUUACAUGCGGGCUGUUUAUGAAAGUUGAAAGCCAGUUUAGUUCAUUUUGAACAUGGUAUGUGUAAAGAAUCAUGAAGGUUUGGCACUGGUAACCGAAGAUCAGAAGCUUCAGCUUUCCCCUUGUUUCGACUUUUGCCCUUUCCACUCCCACAAUUUCUUCUUCUAUUUGCAGCUGUAUUGCAUGAGUGUACAGCUUGUAUACUGUACAGUGUACAAACGUUCAAAAGUCACUUUUGAUAGGACUAAACCUUUUAUGUCUACUGUUCUCUGUAAAUGUAAUUUAUUAAAAAAAUAUUUAAGAUGUAAAAAACCUUGUCUUUUUGUAAUAUAUGCAUGCAUUUUUUAAUUUAACCUUAAAAGUUACUAACUGAUCCACAACCAAAAUGAUGUAUUUUAUAGAUGUUUUUUAUCUGUUUGUUUGAUUGCUGGGUUUUGGGGAUCAGUAUUCCUGAUCCAAGUGUCCUUCUCCAUUCCACCUUCAAUAAAUUUAUCAGGAUAA
Messenger RNA from Pyrgilauda ruficollis (rufous-necked snowfinch), 2544 nucleotides. RefSeq names its product CD58 molecule (gene CD58). The transcript has 10 exons. Lineage: Eukaryota; Metazoa; Chordata; Aves; Passeriformes; Passeridae. The record is from RefSeq and is a predicted model, not a curated record. The coding region runs from base 135 to 1145 and encodes 336 amino acids.